GUAUCUAGCGCUGCGAAUGCCUGCGAACUGUGUUCGUAUGCGAGAGCCCCAAUUUAAUAACAUUCCGACGCUUUGUCUCUUAUCUCGCCGCUUCCCUGGACGAGCCCCCCUCACUGUCGCUCGACGAAUCCUCUUACCUACAUUAGAUCCUCAGCCAUUUUGGCCACACGUCCUCCCAGAACGCGUCCCUGUUUCUCAGUACUGUGCCACCGAUUGCACUGAAUGUUCCCGCUAAAGCAAAUCACAUGCUCUCCUGGUUCUAUUGUACAGCGUUCCUAGUGAGCGCAGAAACGGAAACCUCGAGCAUGGCCGCAGCAGGCAGACAGAUAGAGCUGUUUGUAAGCAGUGGCCGGACUGAGGCAAUGGCGGUUAGUCAGUGGGCUCGAACAGUACGAGAAAAUGAUGGCUUGGCUUGAAACCUUGGCUGGACUUGGAGGGUCGGCAGUGGAUGUCGGAUUGAUGGGUUUGUUGGAUGGGUUGCUGCGAAGCGCUCGACUGGCGACGCCGAGUGCACUCAGUCAGUCCUCCUCACGCAUACGAUGUGACGUGUCUUCCACUCGGGGCUCGGUGCUGGUGGCUCUGCUUUGCCUCUGUGCUAAUUCUCGCUGUGACCAGUCGUCAUCGCACAUUUCACCUUUUGCACAUCAGCACAGAAAGGAAGAGAGAGGGAGCGAGAAAGAGAGGGACAGGACGAAAGGAGGAAAGGAGAUCGAUAGGUUCGUGUAGAUAGAUCGUAAGAAAGUGGACUAGGCUACGUCUGAUUUUGGUUGAGGCGAGCUCCGCUGCAGACUUGGCAUGCAUCGGUCGAGCAUCGCAUUCGCCUCCUUGGGCCAGCCGUGUCAGAGGCUUACGCCCGGCGCCGCUCGGCCAAAAUGUCUUGUAGUCGGGCACCAUGCGCCGGAAGAGGCAUUGCCAUUUGGAUGAAUUUGCUGAGCACCUCUGGCGCCGCUGCUGCUGCUGCUGCUGUGGGACGAACGCAUUUUGUUUGGCUUUCGAAUAAGAUAAAAGGCGAGCGAUCGAUUUGAUUAUGCGCAUCUUCUGAACAGAAUGCCCUGCGAAGACGUAAUUCCGACUCGCUCGCUCGCUCGCUCGAACGGCUUGUGCUCCAGGGGACCUACAG
This is a messenger RNA of Marchantia polymorpha subsp. ruderalis, 1120 nucleotides long. The record is from the annotation of a GenBank genome assembly. NCBI's taxonomy places the organism in Eukaryota, Viridiplantae, Streptophyta, Marchantiopsida, Marchantiales, Marchantiaceae.